Messenger RNA from Erinaceus europaeus (western European hedgehog), 1365 nucleotides. It is a transcript of the gene FANCF, whose product is annotated as FA complementation group F. Lineage: Eukaryota; Metazoa; Chordata; Mammalia; Eulipotyphla; Erinaceidae. Bases 76 to 1089 code for a protein of 337 amino acids. The record is from RefSeq and is a predicted model, not a curated record. Gene Ontology annotation, biological process: interstrand cross-link repair. The transcript has a single exon. Gene Ontology annotation, cellular component: Fanconi anaemia nuclear complex.
UCGCGGACGACCCAUUCCGAGCGCCGAGCCGGCGCCUGCGAGGCGGAAGCGGAAACGGAGACGCCGAGCGGCAUCAUGGAGUCCCUCCUGCGGCAGCUGGAGUGCUUCUCGGAGCUGCUGGCCGUCUCCCGUUCGCCCCACGUCCGCACCUGGGAGCCGGCGACCGUGAGCAGGGCCCUGCAGUGGGCGCGCUAUCUGCGGCACGUCCACGGCCGCCUGAGCCGCCACGAACGCGUGCGCCUGGCGCUGCGGAGGCUCCUGAAGGAUGGCGGGGCUCGGGGGGCCGCCAUGGCACCGGGGCUCCCGGACCUGCAGGCGCUGGGGCGCGGGGACCUGCUGCUGGCGCUGCGGCUGCUGGACAACCGGGCGCUCGGCCCCGCCGCCUGCCACCGUCUGCUGCAGGAGCUGGGCCCCGGCGGCCCCGACGACCCCCGGGACUCGCUCUCGGCCCGCGCGGCCCUGCUGGCCCGCCGGCGCUCCGCGGUGCGCCUGCUGCUCGGGGCGGUCCCGGCCGCCCCGGGGGGCUGCGUGGUGCGGACCCAGGCGCGGCUCCUGCUCACCCGCCUGCAGGAGGCGCGGGGCGCGGCGCACGGCCUGCUGCACGUCCUGUGGGGGCGCUGCCCGCGGGACAGCCUGCUGCAGGUCACCGCCUGCGCUCUGGGGCCCCCGCCCCGGGAGGGCCACCUGCACCCCGACGGCCCCCAGGCCGCGCCCGAACUGGCCCGCUGGCUUCUGGACACCCCGGAAGUCGUCGAGGCCUUCUGCCGCGACCUCCCCGCCGGCCUGGUGACCUCGGCGGCCUGCAGCCACCCAGCGCUCGCCCGCGCCUACCUGCGGCUCCUGAGCCAGUGGGGCGGCCAGCUGCUCUACGACCUGCCGACAGGUGUGUGGGCGGCCGCCGCGGACAAGCACGUCUCCUGGCAGGACCUGUGCGGCAGGUUCCAGAGCCUCUGCCAGGCUCCCCCACCUCUCAGAGACCAAGCCGUCGCCACUCUGCAGGCCAACAAGGCUCAAGAUGGAGAUUUCGAAGUCCCUGGCAUUAGUGUUUGGACUGACCUCCUGCUGGCCCUAGGUGGGGCGGUACGAUGACACGUGGCCAGGGACCCGGCUCAGUUGCCAGCUCACGUUCAAUGUCUGCGCACCACUGUUAGGUUCAUCGUCACCCCAGCUACGGUUUAGGGAACCAGGUGGCGAUGCACCUGCUUGAGCACACCCAUCACCAUGUACAAGGACCCUGCUUCAGUCCCCCCAGUCCCCAGCUGCAGGGGGGGACGCAUUGCGAGCGCUGACGCAGGGCUGCAGGUCGUCUGUCUUGCCCUUGACCGUCAGUUGAUCUGACUUUAUUAAGUAAAUAAAUUAUUUUUU